Drosophila ficusphila is the source of this 397-nucleotide messenger RNA. RefSeq names its product BBSome-interacting protein 1 (gene BBIP1). Gene Ontology annotation, biological process: receptor localization to non-motile cilium; cilium assembly. The record is from RefSeq and is a predicted model, not a curated record. NCBI's taxonomy places the organism in Eukaryota, Metazoa, Arthropoda, Insecta, Diptera, Drosophilidae. Gene Ontology annotation, cellular component: BBSome. Bases 179 to 397 code for a protein of 72 amino acids. The transcript has a single exon.
GCCACCCCCGCGUGCGUGCACACCAUUUGAUAAAGUCUAUUGAUUGACCGAAAAAAGCAAAUAAAUAAUACGAGCGGCUUUGGAAGAAGGUUUACCAGGUACCGGCGAUACGAAAAGUACGCUGCCGCCGCCCCUCACCGCCACCCCCUGGCCACGCCCUUCCAACGAGUGCCGAAGGAUGACCGCUGUGGAGGCUGAUGUGCUGCAGAAAAUCGAUCUGAUUGAGCCCACGACCGGAAAAUUGUUUUUCGAGCACAAAACUGAAUUGGUCUUCUGUCGACCACAUUUGAUGCCGCUGAAGACGCAGGCGCUGGAACGCCUGGAGGAAAUGCAUCGCGAUACUGCUCGCCAAUUGCAGAAGAAGCGUAUCCAGAAGAAGUCUUCAGAGUCCACAUGA